AAGGACGUACGGAAGCAAUGGCGCCUUGUGAGGAGCUGCAGGAGGAGGUGGCUCGCUCCGGCCCGGCCCUCAUCGUCGGCGCCACCGGCUACAUCGGCCGUUUCGUCGCCGAGGCCUGCCUCGACAGCGGCCGCCGGACCUUCAUCCUCGUCCGCCCCGGUAACGCCUGCCCCGCGCGCGCCGCCUCCGUCGACGCGCUCCUCCGCAAAGGCGCCUUCGUCGUCGAGGGCCGCGUCGACGGGAAAGACGGCAAGAGGUCCGUGGAGACGGCGCUCCGCGCGCACGGCAUUGAGGUGGUGAUCUCGGUCAUGGGCGGCGCCAACAUCCUCGACCAGCUCGGCCUCAUCAAGGCCAUCCAGGCCGCCGGCACCGUCAAGAGGUUUCUGCCGUCGGAGUUCGGGCACGACGUGGACAGGGCGCGGCCGGUGGGGGCCGGGCUGGGGUUCUACGAGGAGAAGCGGCGCGUCCGGCGGGCGGCGGAGGCGGCCGGCGUGCCCUACACCUACAUCUGCUGCAACUCCAUCGCCGGCUGGCCCUACUUCGACAACAUGCACCCGUCCGAGGUGCGCCCGCCGCUCGACCGCUUCCAGAUCUACGGCGACGGCACCGUCAGAGCGUUCUUCGUGGCCGGAACCGACAUUGGCAAGUUCACGGUGAAGGCCGCGUACGACGCCCGGAGCGUCAACAAGGCCGUCCACUUCCGGCCAGCCUGCAACCUCCUCAGCACCAACGAGAUGGCCUGCCUGUGGGAGAGCAAGAUCGGCCGCACGCUGCCGCGCGUCACGCUUAGCAAGGAGGAGCUGCUCGCCAUGGCCGCAGAGGACAUCAUCCCGGAGAGCAUAGUCGCGUCGCUGACGCACGACAUCUUUAUCAACGGCUGCCAGACCAACUUCGGCAUCGACGGGUCCAGAGACAUUGAGAUAUCCAGCCUUUACCCCGACAUUCCCUUCAGGACGAUUGACGAAUGCUUCGACGACUACGCUCGUGGCCUCCACCUGGAGGAAGAAGCUGAAGAGAGCAAGAAAAGCAACGCGCCCAUGGUGGAGAUAUUGGCAGUUUAUCCUACGUGUGCUUGAUCGAGAUCGACAAGAGUGUAACUCGGCAACAUUAUUUGUCUCGCCUUGCUUUUCUAUACUGUUUGAGGCCCUGUUUGGAUUAUUCUUUUCCCUUAAAAUACCCCUUUUAAAAAUACACGUCUCCGCCCUUCGUUUUGUUUCCGGCCCAAAAUCGCUCUUGGCCAGUAAAGGCAUACAUAGUGGUUGAGAAUAUAUGUCUUAUGUUAAGCUUGUCAUGUAUAAUGUAUAGAUGUCAAUAAAACAUGAUGUAUAACCGGUUAUUUCUUCUAAAUAUGUAAUGAAAGAUUUGUUGCUUAUA
Hordeum vulgare subsp. vulgare (domesticated barley) is the source of this 1374-nucleotide messenger RNA. Its product is annotated as leucoanthocyanidin reductase-like. The coding region runs from base 18 to 1076 and encodes 352 amino acids. Gene Ontology annotation, molecular function: oxidoreductase activity. The record is from RefSeq and is a predicted model, not a curated record. The transcript has 5 exons. Lineage: Eukaryota; Viridiplantae; Streptophyta; Magnoliopsida; Poales; Poaceae.